Molecule: messenger RNA, 2321 nt
Organism: Engraulis encrasicolus (European anchovy)
Lineage: Eukaryota; Metazoa; Chordata; Actinopteri; Clupeiformes; Engraulidae
Exons: 8
Coding region: 374-2281 (635 amino acids)
Source: RefSeq, a predicted model, not a curated record
CCCUUUGAAUUGGUAUCGACCAGCUGCAGCAGAUCUGUUGGUUCAUAUCUCUUCCUUUCUCGUUUCGCGUGCUGGAAUCAAAGAAGGUGGAGAAGCUAAUAUCAAAGACUUGCUAAUAUGGAGAAGCUCGACGAAGUGACGGCGUCCGUUUUACGGGGUAAAUUAAACUAUUUAAGUAAAAAUAUUAGCUAUGUGAUGCUCAAAGUAGUAUAUAAAUUCAUAUCCAGUAUUUUAGGGGUGUUCGUCGGCUAUUGUACGAGUAAAUUAAUACUUCGGUUUGUCAAAUAAAGUCAAGCUAAUGAGCCCGCGUGACAUGUCGGAGGAGAUGUAAUGUUGGUUCUUUCUAUCGUUAAUGUCACUUUAAUAUUGAUGCAUGAUAAUGAGUUUUUAUGUCUUCACAGAUGCAAACGUACAGGUCCAGGAUUUAACCCGCGAUGACCUCCGUGAUCUGUUCCCAGGACCGGAGAAUUUUCAUAAAAGGAAAGCUAUUUGGCUUGCACUCCACUCUGAGGAUGUGGACCAGCAUCUGGGUGUUCCUGCCCCGUCCACUCCCGUUGCAAGGAGCCAAAGAAAGGAAAAGACCCCUGAAAAAACAUUCACAAUCUUUUCGCCAGAAUAUGUACUCUAUACUGAUAAUGAGUUAGAGAACGUAAGAAACCAGUUUUUCGAUUUGCAAAGGGUCGGCAAAGAGCAGACAUGUUCCAUGUCUAAAGAGCUGCGCUGCAGACUAAUUAGGAACACCAUUACAAGCAUGAUCACCAUACUGCGGGCAAAGGGUGACGAUUCGUGUUCCCACUAUCCCGACAAAAAUGCCAUUACUGUAAUGGCGAAAAGAAUAAUUGGGUAUUACCCGAUGCUGCGGGACAAGGAAAUGAACCAGAAAAACCAAUGGGUCACUGUGUAUGCCCAGUUAUCGAAACGUCUCAGGAACAUCAGAACCCCCGUAAAGAAGGGGAGACGGGGGGAAAACGACUGUUCAGGUCCGAUGAGGACGACGACUUUGGCAGCAGUGACUCCACAGUCAUACUGGACAGCACCUCCAGCCCUUCCAGCCCUGCGUCGCCCAGCCAUCACAGCCCUGCGCCGCCCAGCCGUCACAGCCCUGCGCCGCCCAGCCGUCAAAGCCCUGCGCCGCCCAGCCGCCAAAGCCCGGCGCCGCCCAGCCGCCACAGCCCGGCGCCGCCCAGCCAUCACAGCCCUGCGCCGCCCAGCCGCCAAAGCCCGCCGCCAAAGCCCGGCGCCGCCCAGCCGUCAAAGCCCGGCGCCGCCCAGCCGUCAAAGCCCGGCGCCGCCCAGCCGUCAAAGCCCUGCGCCGCCCAGCCGUCAAAGCCCUCCGCCGCCCAGCCGUCAAAGCCCGGCGCCGCCCAGCCGUCAAAGCCCUGCGCCUUCCAGUCCUCGCGCACCCUGCCGUCGCAGCCCUCCGUCACCCAGCCCUCCGGCAAGACGUCGCAAGACAUCCCAGGGGGGGAAAGGGAUCGGCACCAAUGUGGCACAAACUGCUGAAAAAGUCGACAGAGAUAGCCCUGCUGCUCAAGCAAGGCACUACCAGGCCCUGCAGAGUCUCUGGAAGAAGGGCAACCUCCCAAACAAGGAGGUGGUGGCACAGUUGCUUGAUCUGGAGUUUGAGGCCAGGAGGGCCUUCAUUGACUCUGAUGUCCUAAAAGAAGAUAGACAUGACCAGAUCCUGAAAGCGUACCCCUGCUUCAGGGAAAUUGACCAUGUGAUGGAUGAGCUCAGGCGUAUCCUGGACAGAGACAAUCUGAACUUCUUGACUGAGGUGAAGGGAAGGUGGCAGAUGUUUUGCAAUAAGGCCCAGUUUUAUGCCGUGGCGAAAAAAUCCAUCAAGUCGCCUGUGGGAGCAAGCAAAGUUCAACAAGCAAUUGAUUUGCUGAGGGCUUUGCCCGACAUCUUUCCCUCCUCCUCUCUGCCUCCCAAGAAGCUGCCUUCCGCCAGUGAGGCAUUCCUCCACAUCCUUGAGGACAACGAGGAUCCAAACUCAUACCUGCAGAAACGGACCCUCUCCUGUCCAGUCCUCAUCACUGGCCCCUCCAACUGCAUGCUGGCUGUGGGGAACACACCCAUCACAUCAUUCGAAAAAGACUUGCUUUUGGAGGGCAUGCUUUAUGUCCUUGCCCUUUAUUACGCCUUCCACCUCACAUAUCCGAAAUUCACCGCGACUCUUUUCUCAGUUAUCCAAAGUGAGGUUCUUCUAGACGGCGUUCAUAGCCUUGACCAGACUACUGCCUUCAAAAAGGCCCUAAAUGAAUGGAGGUCAUUUUAGCCAGUCUUUUUUUUCGAAUGCUGCUGUGUUUCCCCAGCCC